Molecule: messenger RNA, 1062 nt
Organism: Belonocnema kinseyi
Lineage: Eukaryota; Metazoa; Arthropoda; Insecta; Hymenoptera; Cynipidae
Gene: Use1
Product: vesicle transport protein USE1
Exons: 6
Coding region: 125-877 (250 amino acids)
Biological process (GO): retrograde vesicle-mediated transport, Golgi to endoplasmic reticulum
Cellular component (GO): endoplasmic reticulum; SNARE complex
Molecular function (GO): SNAP receptor activity
Source: RefSeq, a predicted model, not a curated record
UCCUUACUAUUCUUUCGUGCAUGACACAAAUGAGAAGGGAACAACCAAUAAUUUUAAUGUUCUCUCUGUGGCAUAAAUGAAAAAAAAAAAUUGUUAAAGGCUGCAGUAGGGUGCAUUUAAGAAAAUGGGUCAAAUGACCAGACAGGAAAUUAAUAUCAGGCGGCUAUUGCGAAUUUGUGAAGCGAUGGCAAAAGACGGUAUUAGCAAGAAUUGGAAGCUAGAAAAAUAUAUUGAGUCUUUGGAUGGAAUGAUCGAAACAAUGAACGCCAUAACAGCUAAACCAUCCAGAGAUAUGAUUGCAGAGUAUGUUAAACGAGUAGAAUUUUUGAAAGGAAUAAUUGGCACUUCAAUGUUGAAAGAUACAGUGGAAAAAGUAGUAGCAACUCAAAUGAUUCCUUCAGUUAUGUAUUCUACGACUGAACCGAUGGGUCCUAAUAUAAUGUCGCAAAUACAUCAGAAAACAAGUUCCAAAUAUAAUCAAGAAUUACGUUCGGAAUUAUUUAAACCUCCAGGACAUUCAGAAAAAAUGGAACAUCAGUUACUGAAUUCAGAUCAAAAUGCUGUUGAUUUGGACGCAGUAUUAAAAUAUAACCGCAACAUGCAGGAAAAAAUUGCCAAUAAUAUGCUCUUAAUGACUACAAGCAUGAGAGAACACGCAACAAUAGUAAGUGGUAUUAUUCGAAGAGACAUCAGAUCAUUAGAAAAAAGCAAUAAUCUCACGGUCGUUCACGAAACAAGUCUAAAAUCUGAGUCUCUUAAACUUGAAGAGCACACCAAGUCUAAUUGGAGAUGCUGGGUUUGGCUGAUGGUUGCGUUCGUCUUAGUAGUUUUUUUCAAUAUGGUGCUCUUUAUGAAGGUGACGAGAAAAAAGGUUUAAAUGCGAACUAACGUAACUUUUUAAAGGUAAAAUAAAAUGGAAAAAUUGGGUGAUCAUCAUUUUUUAUUCUAAGUGCGUUUUUUAAACAGGUUGAAGUUACAUGUUAAGAUAUCAAAUAAAAAUUGUUCUAAAUUAUUAUUUUAAUCUUGGUUCAAAAUAUGGAAAGAUAUUAUCCUCUUCUACGG